Molecule: messenger RNA, 1269 nt
Organism: Chrysochloris asiatica (Cape golden mole)
Lineage: Eukaryota; Metazoa; Chordata; Mammalia; Afrosoricida; Chrysochloridae
Gene: P2RX2
Product: purinergic receptor P2X, ligand-gated ion channel, 2
Exons: 11
Coding region: 1-1269 (422 amino acids)
Biological process (GO): response to ATP; monoatomic cation transmembrane transport
Cellular component (GO): nuclear inner membrane; plasma membrane
Molecular function (GO): ATP binding; extracellularly ATP-gated monoatomic cation channel activity; purinergic nucleotide receptor activity
Source: RefSeq, a predicted model, not a curated record
AUGGCCGCCGCGGAACCCAAGCCCCGCGGAUCGGGCGCGGCGCGGCGCCUGGCCCGGGGCUGCUGGUCGGCGUUCUGGGACUACGAGACGCCCAAGGUGAUCGUGGUGAAGGACCGGCACCUGGGCGUCGUGUAUCGCGGGGUGCAGCUGCUCAUCCUGCUCUACUUCGUGUGGUACGUGUUCAUCGUGCAGAAGAGCUACCAGGACAGGGAGACCGGCCCGGAGAGCUCAGUCAUAACCAAGGUCAAGGGCAUCAGCGUUUCUGAGCGCAAAGUGUGGGAUGUAGAGGAGUACGUGAAGCCCCCGGAGGGAGGUAGUGUGUUCAGCAUCAUCACGAGGAUCGAGGUCACUCGUUCCCAGACCCUUGGAACCUGCCCUGAGAGUCUAAGGGUUAGCAAUGCCAGCUGUGACUCAGAGGAGGAUUGUGUGGCUGGGGAGCUGGACAUGCUGGGCAAUGGACUGCGGACCGGGCGCUGUGUGCCCUAUUACUUCGGGUCCUCAAAGACAUGUGAAGUGUCUGCGUGGUGCCCUGUGGAGGACGGAGCCUCUGUCAGCCACUUCCUGGGCAAGAUGGCCCCCAACUUCACUAUCCUCAUCAAGAACAGCAUCCAUUACCCCAAGUUCCGGUUCUCCAAGGGCAACAUCGCCAGCAGGAAGGACAACUACCUGAAACACUGCACCUUUGAUGAGGUUUCUGACCUCUACUGUCCCAUCUUCAAGCUGGGCUUCAUUGUGGAACAAGCAGGGGAGAACUUCUCAGAGCUGGCGCACAAGGGUGGGGUCAUCGGGGUCAUCAUCAACUGGGACUGUGACCUGGACCUGUCAGCAUCCAAGUGCAACCCCAAGUACUCCUUCCGGAGACUAGACCCCAAGCACGUGCCCGCCUCCUCUGGCUACAACUUCAGGUUUGCCAAGUACUUCAAGGUGAACGGCACCACCUCGCGCACGCUCAUCAAGGCCUAUGGAAUCCGCAUCGAUGUCAUUGUACAUGGACAGGCAGGAAAAUUCAGCCUGAUUCCGACUAUCAUCAACCUGGCCACAGCUCUGACGUCGAUUGGGGUGGGCUCCUUUCUGUGUGACUGGAUCCUGCUCACGUUCAUGAACAAGAACAAGGUCUACAGCCACAAGAAGUUUGACAAGGUGUGUCCACCAAGGCAGACCACAGCCAGCUGGCCCAUGACCCUAGCACUGGUGCUAGGUCAGGCCCCUCCCCCUAUGCCACACUGCCCUGAGGGGCCAGUCCCCGAGCCCUCUCCCAGAACCCAGUAG